AAGCUGAAAAUGCCAAGUGGGGACUUCAAGGAGGACAGGCUUACAACAUCAGCUCAAUCCACCCCUUGUGGCACCCCUUCCGGCACCCCGUCUGUCACCCCCUGUGUUACCCCCAGCGUCAGCCCCCACGCCUCACCGAUACUCAACCGCAGGUAUGCAUCAAAUGGCUAUUUUUGGCUAUUUUGGUAAUAGAUUCUGUAGUAGAAUAGAAGUCCACUCCCCUCUGAAUGAACACUAGAUUCAAAUAUGAAUAAUAUUUUCAGAUGGCACAUUAGGUACAAUUAUUCCAUGUCUCUAAUAGCUUUGUUGUGUGUGGGCAUGCAGGAGCUGGUUCAACAGCCAGAGUCUUGCACCAUUUCUCACUGCCCCGGAGCUCGGUAGUCCUAAUCUCAGCCCAGAAAUGGGAGGCAACGAGGGAGGGGGUGGAGCAGGAGGGGAGAGGUGGAGCUUCUUUGGAACUUCACGCCCAGUAGUACAGAAGUCCACUACUGACCCCGGUUCAGAAACCAACACAGGUGAGAAAUCAGUCCCUCAGGAGUUUCUAUAAUUAGGACUGUUGGCUGAGCUUUCUUUGUAAAAAAAUAAAUAAAAUGACAAGGGAUCUUAGAAUAGACUUUGUGUUCCCAAGAUAGAAUGUGUGAAUAAUAGUCUUCUAUAGUCAUGGUCAAGUCAGCAUUUCGGCUUCUAAAAAUAACUUGAAAUGUAAUGGAUGUUGCAGUUUUUGCUUUGCUGAUGCUAUACCUUUUUGUCAGGUGCAUUAACAUCCUUGUCUCUUCUGCUCUCCCUCAGGCUUCACACUACAGUCAUACUUUGGCGUGCAGAAGUCUAACACCAUGGAGGGCAUCAAGACCCAGGUCAACCUCAUGGCGGACGACCCUGCCAAGUUCAACCCCCCCAAGAUCGAGAUCAGCGGCAUCGAGGGCAACAGACCUCUCCAGACCCGCCCACACAAACUCAAACCCCGUGACAUGAACGUCCUGACGCCGUCUGGAUUCUGA
This is a messenger RNA of Coregonus sp. 'balchen', 998 nucleotides long. The record is from the annotation of a GenBank genome assembly. Lineage: Eukaryota; Metazoa; Chordata; Actinopteri; Salmoniformes; Salmonidae.